AUGUUCUGCUUCUGUCUGCAGAGCUCUCUGCUCAAACUGCAGGCUCUGGAAGAGGACUCCAGCCCCUCACAGGGGCCUUCCCCUGAAGACACUGCACCCAGCCUGGGAUCCAAGGAAGACAGCCCGCCUCUCUCAUGCAACAGCCAGGAUGAGCAGAACAUACUCCCAGACUGCAAGCCAGUUCUUAAGACACCUCAGGCAGAGGGAGAGAGUAACAGUGAGCCUCAGCAGAGCCCUGGACCCAGUCGUCUCAUUCACUACAUCACUGAUGACAACAGUCCCCUCCCAUCACCACGGUGCCCCAGCCUUAGUCAGAGUCAACGCUUUAACAUGGACCCAGAGGCAGCUCCAUCACCACCCUGCUCUCAGCAUCUCAUCAUGGCUCGUGGUACUGCCAGGACCGCUGAUCUUGAAGAUGUUAAAGAUCCUCCCACCAUCCCACUGCUCACUAAACACAUUCAGACCCUCAAAAGGAAGAUCCGCAAGUUUGAAGAACGCUUUGAACAGGAAAUGAACUACAAGCCCUCACACAACGACAAGUCAGCUAACCCAGAGAUGUUCAGACUGAUGAGUGAGCUGGCCAAGUCCCGUAAGCAGCUCAAAGAUCUGAAACUGAGACAGUCAGUAGAGGAACUGAGAAGCCAGGAGAGCAGUGAGCAUACAGAGAUCUGCAGGUACACAAACGGCCUGCAGGAGGCGACAGAGCAGCAGCAACAGCAGCAGCAGCAGCAGCAGCACAAGCCUUCUCUGGAGGAGACAGUAGAAACGCUCUUGAGGAGACUUAGAGAAAAACGUCAAGCGCUCGGCCUCCCAGACAACAUGAAGGAGAUGACCCAAAGACAGAUGGCCUUGGAGAAGAUAACGCUACAGAAAUGUCUUCUGUAUUUCGAGAGCUUGCAUGGACGUCCAGGCACAAAGCAGGAGAGGAACCUGGUAAAACCUCUUUAUGACAGAUACCAAAUGGUCAAGCACCUACUGUGUACCACUCCCACCAUAACGACCAUAGAGGAAGAGGAAGGGUCGGAUGAAGAUGGCGUGCAGCACAGACCCCUGCCACCUUGCCGAGCAGUGAGACCUGCGUCCGCUGAUGAGGAGGGUGACAGUGACCCAGCAUUUGUCUCACCGCUGGAUGAGGUCAAAGCAGUGAGACAGCCAGUUGUCAACAUGUCGAACCUCCACGAGGCCUCCAGGUCUGAGCUGCUGGAGUGUCUUCGGGAAGCACGGGCAGAGAAGAAGAGAAGGAGAAAGGCCAUCAGAGAAUUUGAAGAGCAGUUCUUCAAACAAAUGGGAAGGGCCCCACAAAAGGAUGACCGCAUUCCCAUGGCAGAGGAGUACCAAGAGUAUAAAAGCCUCAAAGCUAAACUUCGCUUACUUGAGGUCUUGCUCACCAAACAGGAAACCACACAGACAAUCUGA
Messenger RNA from Chanos chanos (milkfish), 1416 nucleotides. It is a transcript of the gene fam13c, whose product is annotated as family with sequence similarity 13 member C. Lineage: Eukaryota; Metazoa; Chordata; Actinopteri; Gonorynchiformes; Chanidae. The transcript is spliced from 10 exons. The record is from RefSeq and is a predicted model, not a curated record. Bases 1 to 1416 code for a protein of 471 amino acids.